AAAUGCGACGUACAUGUCUCCUAUAAAAACAAGGAGUUCAAUUGCAAAGACUCCGCCCAAGCUGCAGCUUUUCCCCCGGCCACAUAAAAACGCCACAAUGGACCCUCUCAUUGCAGAACUGGUGGACGCGGAGGCACACAAGACGCAUACACGGCCGAGCACCCCUCCAUCGGCCGAAACCCCGCCACCAAGCCGCCUCUGGGCCAUCAGUGACAUCCACCUCUCCUUCAAGGGCAACCGCGAUGCCCUCGAGAAGCUCCUUCCGCAUCCGCACGACGAUCUGAUUCUCUGCGGAGAUGUAGGCGAGAGCGCCGAACAUUGUCGCAUUGCCUUUACAAAGGUCAAAGAGUGCUUCAGAGACGUGUUUUGGGUGCCGGGCAACCAUGAGCUAUAUACUCUGCCGUCGGAGAAAGAGCAUGGCGCAAGAGGCGAGGCCAAAUACAUGGAGUGCGUUGCGAUAGCGCGGGAAUUCGGCAUCCUCACGCCUGAAGACGACUUUACCGUUUGGGAAGGUGAAGGAGGCCCAUGUCUGAUUGCGCCCAUCUUCACGCUGUAUGACUACAGCUUCCGGCCCGAUGACGUGAAGCUUGAAGAUGCGCUUGCGUGGGCGAGGGAAAAGGAUAUAGAAGCGACCGACGAGCAUCUGCUGCACCCCGACCCUUACCCGUCGCGUAUCGAAUGGUGCCAUGCGCUUGUGGAGAAGACGGAGAAGAAGCUCGCAGAAGCAGUCGCAGCGCAUCCAGACAUGCCGCUGAUCAUAAUCGCGCAUUGGCCGCUACGAGAGGAUCUCGUGACUUUGACAAACAUCCCACGCUUCUCGCUAUGGUGCGGCACAAAGAAGACGGCAGAUUGGCAUAACAAGUUCAACGCAAAGGUUGUUGUUACCGGUCACCUGCAUAUUAGGAGGACAGAUUGGAUAGACAAUACCCGCUUCGAAGAGGUGAGUCUGGGAUACCCGAGGCAGUGGAACCACUGUCUGGAGAAGGGUCUCGACAUCAAUGACUUGCUUCGUGAGAUACUGCCGGGUGCGGAGAUACCGCCCGCAGGUCAGCGGAGCACCGUGUGGAGGAUGUACGGAUGA
Molecule: messenger RNA, 1081 nt
Organism: Pyrenophora tritici-repentis Pt-1C-BFP
Lineage: Eukaryota; Fungi; Ascomycota; Dothideomycetes; Pleosporales; Pleosporaceae
Product: Metallophos domain containing protein
Molecular function (GO): hydrolase activity
Source: RefSeq, a predicted model, not a curated record